This is a messenger RNA of Suillus bovinus, 900 nucleotides long. RefSeq lists its product as uncharacterized. The coding region runs from base 167 to 697 and encodes 176 amino acids. The record is from RefSeq and is a predicted model, not a curated record. NCBI's taxonomy places the organism in Eukaryota, Fungi, Basidiomycota, Agaricomycetes, Boletales, Suillaceae. The transcript is spliced from 4 exons.
CGACGCAGCGCCACUGUGAUUCUUACUCCAUCGAAGGCAUAAUUUUGCGACCUUAGCGCACAUGAAUAAUUAUUGGUGUCCACGUCCAAGUCAGUGGUGUGGGCGUAUGUCAAGGUGUUACAUAUAGCAGCUAAGUCCAUUUUCAUUCUUCGACGAAACGUCGAAAAUGGCCUCUACAGCAAGCCAAUUGGAACAAAGUUCCAAAAGACCUCAGAUAUCUGCUUCACAAGAACAGUCUACCGUGCUGCAAUGGGUGCCCUGUAAAUACAGCUCAGACGUAUCACAAUACGUUCUCGUAAGGCCUCCCCAGGCUCCAUGUGGCAAUCGUCAGCUGUUUGGUUUUCCUAUUGUCAAGAAGGAACUUUGGGACCUGGGUACCAUUUCUUUCCGACAUAUUAUGCCAGGCAAAACCUUACCAGACGACCACACAUUCCUCGUCAUGAAUUCCCUUACCUUCCUUAAAUUUUCUCUCCGCCUUGCCAUUUGCACUAUGGCACGUGGCAAGGUGGUUGGAGACUCGGACAAUAUCCCACCAGAGUGUAUGAAGUCGCCGGGAAAGGCCAAGUGCGUUCCCUGGAGAAGAAGCUUGGACGCUCACCAGGAUGGUGGGUGGAAGUCCCACAAUUUUGAUCAAUAUCCGUCAUCGUCCCAACACUUACCCCCCACUAGUACCAAUUUCAUUCAUUUACUGGGGUAAAACUAAAUUAAUCUUCCACUUUAUCUGUGAUGCCUACAUGAGACAAAGAAUGAUGGAUUAAUGUUGUAGACGAACUAUUAAGGAUUCCUCGGGUUCCUUUGACAAAAUGCAAGUUGGGCCCCUGGGUUGUCCGUAACGGUACAACUGUGAUCCUCUAUCCAAACUAAGACUGUGCCACCUUAGCCCGCCACCGGGUAAACUGA